GUGGAGGGUGAUGAGUAUUAUGGUCUGUAGGUUGCGAGGUAACUAUGCAGAGUUGAGUGAGUGUUGUAGGGAGGGGGGGAGCGUGCCUGGGAUUAUUAUGGGAUGUCUCGUCACCCCCCCGAUUUUCUUUGUGUGUAUGUGAGGAUGUUAGCUUGUGGUCACUGACGCUGGGAAUAGGGGAGAAGAGUGGACGACGUAUCCCAAAUAUUUACACCUUUAAAGAGGCUUUUGCAGUUCUCGGUGAUAGCUAUUUAUCUUUAGCGUUUGACUUGAGGAUUCGCGACAGAUUAAAGCUGAUCAUACCGUGGACUAACUACACCUUGGGCUGACCUGGUCCAGACGUUUCCUGAAGCAUAAUGUCGGGGAGUGAAGAUGACCGCGACCAGUUUGGGCACAUGAGGGAUGAUGAAGAUGCAGAAGAACCUAUCUCAGAGCCAGAAGCUCCUAAAUCUAAAAAGAAGAAGAAAGCGAAAAAGAGUCGCGAAAGCAGGAGCAGCAAACGUCAGAAAAUCCUCAGAGAGGAAAUUCCUGUCAGUUCUCCUGAAGCUUUGGAAGCCAUCAGAAUGAUAGCAGGAGAGGAAGAGGAUGACAGAGGAAUGCGAUCUGAUAGCGAAGGGAGUGACUAUGCACCGAGCAAGAAAAAGAAAAAGAGAUCAAGCUCCUCCAAGGAGAGGAAGAAGGGAGGCUCAGCUGGGGAGAAGGCCGGCAGCUCAUCUGGGGGGAAAAGCAAACGUAAAGAUCCAGAGCCUGAGGAGGAAGAUGAUGAUGAUGACGACGACGAUGAUGGGAAGGAACCCAAGACUUCCUCUCAGCUAUUAGCAGACUGGGGAAUGAAAGACAUUGACUACACCUUCACCCAGGAGGACUACACUUCCCUCACCAAUUACAAAGCUUUCAGCCAGUUUGUUAGGCCUCUUAUAGCUGCUAAGAACCCUAAGAUUCCAGUAUCAAAGAUGAUGAUGGUUUUGGGAGCAAAAUGGCGGGAGUUCAGCACUAAUAAUCCCAUGCGAGGCUCGGCGAGUGCCAACGCAGCUCUGGCAGCUGCCAAUGUAGCUGCUGCAGUAGAGAGUAUGGUGACCAGAGUGGAUGGAGGAGGGGCUGCACCAAUGUCCACGCCCACACCAAUAGCAGCUCCUGCUGCACCGCCUCCUCAACCCCCAACCCAACAGCCUCCAGUAGUCCCCCUGCGGAAAGCCAAGACCAAAGAGGGCAAAGGUCCAAAUGCACGUAGGAAAUCCAAGCCCACUCCAAAGCCCCAGGACAAGAAGUCUAAAGCCAAGAAAGUGGCUCCACUCAAGAUUAAGCUGGGCAACUUCAAAAGAAAACGUUCCUCUAGUGGUGAGGAUGAUGAUGGUGAGAGUGACUUUGACAGUUUCUCUGUCAGUGAUGGUUCCAACAGUCGGAGCAGCCGCUCCAAGAGUAAGAAAUCCAAAAGCUCAAAGAAAAAGAAGAGAGUAGAUGAAGAUGGCUAUGAGACAGAUCAUCAGGACUACUGUGAGGUGUGUCAGCAGGGUGGUGAGAUCAUUCUGUGUGACACCUGUCCACGAGCCUAUCACAUGGUGUGUCUGGACCCUGACAUGGAGAGAGCCCCUGAGGGCACAUGGAGCUGCCCACACUGUGAGAAGGAGGGCAUUCAGUGGGAGGCUCGCGAGGAGAGCUCGGAAGGGGAGGAGGAGAAUGCUGAUGGCAGGAGGGACGAAGGAGAGGUAGAAGAGGAGGACGAUCAUCAUAUAGAGUUUUGUCGAAUGUGUAAGGACGGAGGGGAGCUACUGUGCUGUGACACCUGCCCCUCAUCCUACCAUUUACACUGUCUCAACCCUCCCCUUCCAGAGAUUCCCAAUGGAGAAUGGAUCUGUCCUCGCUGUCUGAGUGCUCCUUUAAAGGGCAAGGUACAGAAAGUUCUUACCUGGCGCUGGGGUGAAGCCCCUCCACCUAUGCCUGUGCCCCGCCCUGUAGACCUCCCAGCCGAUGCUCCGGAUCCUCCACCUAUGAUUGGUCGAAAGGAGAGAGAGUUCUUUGUAAAGUGGUCCAACAUGUCUUACUGGCAUUGUUCCUGGGUCCAAGAACUGCAGUUGGAGCUGAACUGUCAGGUAAUGUUCCGUAACUACCAGCGAAAGACAGAUAUGGAAGAGCCGCCCAAUCUAGAGCUGGGUGCCGAGGGAGACGAAGAUAAGAGCACGAAGAGGAAGAAUAAAGAUCCCGUCUAUGCCCGCAUGGAGGAUCAGUAUGGACGCUUUGGUGUGAAGCUGGAGUGGCUCCUCAUCCACCGAAUCCUAAACCACAGCGUGGAUAAGAAGAAUAAUGUUCACUACCUCAUCAAAUGGAGGGAUUUGCAGUAUGAUCAGUCAUCCUGGGAGUGUGAUGACGCGGACAUACCAGACUUUGAUACCUACAAACAGCAUUACUGGAACCAUAGGGAACUUAUGCUCGGAGAUGAAGGCAGACCAGGUAAAAAGAUGAAGAAGGUGAAAGUGAAGAAAGUGGAAAGACCUCCCGUUAAUCCUGUGGUGGAUCCCACCAUCAAGUUUGACAGACAGCCGGAGUAUCUGGAUGCUACAGGUGGCACGCUCCACCCAUACCAGCUGGAAGGCCUGAACUGGUUGCGUUUCUCUUGGGCUCAGGGCACCGACACCAUUUUGGCCGAUGAGAUGGGUCUUGGCAAGACCGUUCAGACUGCCGUCUUUCUCUAUUCACUCUACAAAGAGGGUCACUCGAAGGGGCCAUUCCUGGUGAGCGCCCCACUGUCCACCAUCAUCAACUGGGAGAGAGAGUUUGAGAUGUGGGCACCAGACAUGUAUGUGGUCACCUACGUGGGUGAUAAAGACAGCAGAGCCGUCAUACGGGAAAAUGAAUUCUCCUUUGAAGACAACGCUAUCCGUGGUGGAAAGAAAGCGUCCAAAAUGAAAAAAGAGGCUGCUGUGAAGUUUCAUGUACUGUUAACAUCAUACGAGCUGAUUACGAUCGAUCAGGCCAUCUUGGGUUCAAUUGACUGGGCUUGUCUUGUGGUCGACGAGGCCCACAGACUAAAGAACAACCAAUCAAAGUUCUUUCGUGUGUUGAAUAACUACCCACUCCAGCACAAGUUGCUGUUGACUGGCACUCCUUUACAAAACAACCUGGAGGAGCUCUUCCAUCUUCUCAACUUCCUCACGCCUGAGAGAUUCAAUAACCUGGAAGGCUUCUUGGAGGAGUUUGCUGACAUAGCUAAAGAGGACCAGAUCAAGAAGCUGCACGACAUGUUGGGUCCACACAUGCUUAGAAGACUCAAAGCCGACGUCUUUAAACACAUGCCCUCAAAGACCGAGCUCAUCGUGAGAGUGGAGCUCAGCUCAAUGCAGAAAAAGUAUUACAAGUACAUCCUCACACGCAACUUCGAAGCUUUGAACACCCGUGGUGGCGGAAACCAGGUUUCUCUGCUCAAUGUGGUCAUGGACCUGAAGAAGUGUUGUAACCACCCCUACCUCUUCCCCACUGCUGCUAAUGAAGCACCUAAGAUGCCCAAUGGCAUGUAUGAUGGCGGUGCCCUCACCAAGGCUUCUGGGAAAUUGUUGCUUUUGUGCAAGAUGCAGAAACUAAAGGAGGGUGGACACAGAGUACUUAUAUUCUCACAGAUGACAAAGAUGUUGGACUUGCUGGAAGACUUUCUGGAAAACGAGGGAUACAAGUAUGAAAGGAUAGAUGGAGGAGUCACUGGUGGGAUGAGACAGGAAGCCAUUGAUCGUUUUAAUGCUCCUGGAGCUCCGCAGUUUGUUUUCCUGCUGUCCACCAGAGCAGGUGGUUUGGGCAUCAAUCUGGCAACCGCUGACACUGUCAUCAUCUAUGACUCUGACUGGAACCCACACAAUGAUAUCCAGGCAUUUAGCAGGGCUCAUCGUAUUGGUCAGAAUAAGAAGGUGAUGAUCUAUCGAUUUGUCACUAAAGCAUCUGUGGAGGAGAGAAUUACGCAGGUGGCAAAGAAAAAGAUGAUGUUGACCCACCUCGUGGUACGACCCGGCCUGGGGUCGGCCAAGGCUGGAUCCAUGUCCAAACAGGAAUUGGAUGACAUCUUGAAAUUUGGCACCGAGGCGCUUUUCAAAGAUGAGCUUGGAGAAGGAGAAAAUAAAGAAGAGGACAGCAGUGUGAUCCACUAUGAUGACAAAGCUAUCGAUCGACUGUUGGACCGGAACCAAGAUGCAACGGACGACACCGAGCUUCAGAGCAUGAAUGAAUAUCUCAGCUCCUUUAAAGUGGCCCAGUAUGUGGUGAAAGAUGACGAUGAGGAGGAGGAGGAUGUGGACAGGGAAAUCAUCAAACAGGAGGAGAGCGUCGAUCCUGAUUACUGGGAGAAACUCCUGCGGCAUCAUUAUGAACAGCAGCAGGAAGAUCUUGCCCGGCACCUGGGCAAAGGCAAACGUCCUCGCAAACCUGUCAACUACAACGACUGCUCACAGGAGGACAGAGGUAGUAGACGGGAUUGGCAGGAUGAUCAGUCUGAUAACCAGUCAGAUUACUCUGUGGCUUCAGAAGAAGGUGAUGAGGACUUUGAUGAACGAUCUGAAGCUAACUCACGAAGGCCGAAUCGCAAAGGCUUGAGAAAUGACAAAGACAAACCACUGCCGCCCCUACUGGCCAGAGUGGGAGGCAACAUUGAGGUGUUGGGUUUCAAUGCCCGUCAGAGAAAGGCCUUCUUGAAUGCAGUGAUGCGUUAUGGGAUGCCUCCGCAGGAUGCCUUUACCACCCAGUGGCUUGUUAGAGACCUGCGAGGCAAAUCGGAGAAAGAGUUUAAGGCAUAUGUGUCUCUGUUUAUGCGUCACCUAUGUGAGCCGGGUGCUGAUGGGGCAGAAACCUUUGCUGAUGGCGUUCCACGGGAAGGCCUGUCACGACAACACGUUCUUACACGCAUAGGUGUGAUGUCACUGAUCCGCAAGAAGGUGCAAGAGUUUGAGCAUGUCAAUGGUCAGUGGUCAAUGCCCUGGAUGAAAGAACUGGAGGAAAGCAAGAGAGCGGCGGCCAUCGCGGCAGGAGAGGAUCCAAAAACGCCCUCUAGUGGAACACCUGCUGAUACCCAGCCCAACACACCAGCAGCAGAAGAUCUUUCCAAAAUUGACGACGCAUUCAAAGAGCUAGAGGAGAAGACGGAUGGAGAUGGAGAGAAGGAAAUAAAAGGCUUGAGGCAGGAUGAUGAGAUCAUUGAGAUUCCUGAUGAAGGUGAGAAAUCCCCCAGUCCACCAAAGAAAGAGGAGAGAAAGGAGGACACAUCACCCUUACGGCAGAAGGAUGGAGGAAGCAAAGAGGCCGAAAAUGAGAAAGAUGGAGCGAAAGCGGAGAAGUCAAGGGAGAAUACCUCCUCUUCAGAUGUCAAAGCUGAAAGUUUAGAUGCUGCAAGCAGUGCAGACACAUCCAAAACCAAAGAAGAAACUUCUGAUGAGAAAAUGGACACAAGCUCACCCGGAGAACAGAAGAAAGAGCUGAAAGACGAGAGGGAUGGAUUAAAAUCCGAAGAGUCUGGUAAACUGCAAAAUGGAGAGAACGCCAAAGAGACAAGCGGAGGAGGGGAUGUAGUGAGUGAAGAGAAGAAGAAAGCAGUGAAGCAGAGGUUCAUGUUUAACAUCGCUGACGGAGGUUUCACAGAGCUUCACUCACUCUGGCAGAAUGAAGAGAGAGCCGCCACGGUCACCAAGAAAACUUAUGAGAUCUGGCAUCGUCGCCAUGACUACUGGCUGCUGGCUGGUAUCAUACAUCACGGCUAUGCCCGCUGGCAAGAUGUACAAAACGACCCGAGAUUUGCCAUCCUCAAUGAACCCUUCAAAGGAGAGAUGAGCCGAGGAAACUUCCUUGAGAUUAAAAACAAGUUCCUUGCGCGAAGGUUUAAGUUGUUGGAACAGGCUCUGGUGAUCGAGGAGCAGCUCAGACGGGCCGCAUAUCUAAACAUGACAGAAGACCCUUCUCACCCCUCAAUGGCGCUCAACACACGCUUCAGUGAGGUGGAGUGUCUGGCCGAGUCACAUCAACAUCUCAGCAAAGAGUCAAUGUCAGGAAACAAACCCGCUAAUGCAGUACUGCACAAAGUUCUGAAACAACUGGAGGAGCUGCUCAGCGACAUGAAGGCUGACGUCACACGCCUCCCGGCAACCAUCGCUCGGAUACCGCCUGUCGCCGUGAGGCUGCAGAUGUCAGAGAGAAGCAUCCUUAGCCGGCUGGCCAGCCGAGGACCGGAGGUCACGCAAACGCAGGCGCCACGCUGAUGACCUCUAGAGUAAAUUUUCAUCCCUACCUCCCAUAAGCUCAGUCACGACGAGGAAUCACACCUUCAUGUACACAUAGAGACACGCACCUGGGUCAGGUGAUCAGAUGUUUUGUGUAUAUAUGAAAUAACAAAAAAUUGGAAUGGAGUGAUCCUUAGCUAGCACACUGUGCUUCCCUCACAUUUCCUGUGAAGCCCCAGUAAAUGUAGAGCCAUUCCAUGUUUUCCAUUAGGAAUUUUUUGAGCGCACAGCUGCUGAGCUGAGAAGUGUGUGUGUGAAGCAAUCCAAUAAAUCCAUUUCAGGUUUUUUAGGUCACUUCUACACUUAGUCCAUACGGGGCAAGGUUGAAAACCUGGUGUGGAGUUCUGCAAUGAGAUGGAUUGAAGUAAGAGCUUUAAAAGAUCUUUGCAUUGAAAACACUUUCCUCCUCAGGUGUGCAUUCUGUUGUAAUUCACACGUUUUUCACAAUUCUGCCCCGAACACAAAUAUAAAGUGUUUGAGCUCUAAAAAGCUCAUGUGGCUUUUAUUUUGUCUGUACUGUAAGUACAUUCAGUUCCCGGCAGCAGCUGAAAAAAAUAAAGGUUUUAAGCAGAAGUCAACACGCACCUCUCAUAUUAAGGCCAUCAAAUGACCUUUAAUUCUUGUAGAUUAAAAAAAACAUGAUUUUUCAAUCAUGAGAACUGCUGUGUUAUUAAGAGACAUUCUGUUACACGUUUACCAUUGUUUGUGCUUGUAAAACCAACUUAAUUUUCAGUCCUGGUUGGCACCUGACUACAGGUUCCAGUUUCUUUUUUUAAUUUAAUGUCUAAUUUUACACUUUCCAGAGUUUUGAAUAUCUCACUUUGUAAUUAUCGUUGUUACCCUGUUAUUGUUAUGUCUUUCGUUAAUGUUUUUCAGACCUGCUGCAAUAAAAAGGUAACAAAGUGUGA
Misgurnus anguillicaudatus (oriental weatherfish) is the source of this 7153-nucleotide messenger RNA. The record is from RefSeq and is a predicted model, not a curated record. NCBI's taxonomy places the organism in Eukaryota, Metazoa, Chordata, Actinopteri, Cypriniformes, Cobitidae.